AUGCGUGGUUUUUGUCAGCUUGUGCCCAUACAGGCCACGGAGGCUGGAGGCCCGGUGCUUAACCGACGGCGCGUGCUGAUGCGGGGCCCCAGAUAUGCACCAAUUGGCCCGCUGGACUUGUACGGCGCCCUUGAUGCAGCCUUGGAGGGCGGCCUCGGUCCUUAUGAGGUCGUGAUGCGCAGCAGCGGCUUCCUGCCCUUCCUUGUGUGGGUCCACUCCGCGCUCGCGAUCCCCUCCCGCAUCCUCAACGUGACCCUUCUCAAGCAGCACUAUGCCCGUGCAAUAAUCACCCAUCACGGUGGGCAAGCGUUCUCCUUCGUGGAGUUCUGUGACGCGCAUGGCGCGCUGCACCAUGGCCGCCUCUACCUUCUGCUCACCACAGACAUCACGGACGAGGAUGUGGAGGCCAGCGACAUCCCUCUGGCCUUCAUCCGCUGGUUUUCGCCCAUCCAGAUGGAUGAGUGCACCGGCUUCAUGGCCAUGAGGCCAGAGACGGGUGCAUAUGGUUAUGCUAUUGUAGCCGUGGGCUUUGUGCGUUGUACGGUCCACAUGCACCCUUCCUCUUGCUGUUUUGCAACCUGA
Messenger RNA from Closterium sp. Naga37s-1, 582 nucleotides. NCBI's taxonomy places the organism in Eukaryota, Viridiplantae, Streptophyta, Zygnematophyceae, Desmidiales, Closteriaceae. The record is from the annotation of a GenBank genome assembly.